AUGGAGGCAGAAAGAUUCCAUUCUUUGCUACAAGCUACACAAGAAGAAAUUUUUAAAACACGUGAAUUUUAUAAUUUGGAUGAACAAAAAAUAAAGGACUUUAUCGAUGCAAUAAAGGAAUGGUGCAAGAAACAGGAACACUUGGUAGAAGCUAGUAAAUAUCUAACUCAUGACAUAAUAGAACGUCUGAUAUGUCUGUCCAGAGGUUCUCUCGAAGGGACUAAAACAAAAAUUGACAAGCUAUUGACAAUAAGAGGAUUAUCACCACAAAUCGUUGCCAACAGAUCAGUUGAGGAGUUUGACGACUACCUAGACAAAUACGCUUAUAUACCAUUGCCUAAAAUGGAUAAAGAGCAAACUAGAGUGUUUGUCAUAAAACAUUUGAAAGAAAACUGGGCGGACUUUGAUUUGUUAACUUAUAUGAGGUAUUGUUUUUUGACUGUCUAUGGAUUAAGGAUAAAAGGUAUUCAUGUAAUUAAUGCUCCUGCAUUUGUGGAUUUAUUCGUGUCUAUAUACAAAAAAGUAGUGAGUGAAAAACUAGGAAGCAGGAUAUAUAUUCACACUUCAUACGAAACAAUAUAUGACUAUGUAUCGAAAGAGAUUUUGCCUGAGGACUACGGUGGUGAUGCGCCAAGCGUGGCGAAAUUACAAGAACAAUGGAGAGAGUACUUAAAGUCAGAUGAAGGAAGAAAAGUUGUAGAGAUUUCUAACAACCUUAAGAGUGACGAAUCAAGGCGUAAUUGUGCUAAAUUUAAUGAAGAAUAUUUGGGAAUGCCGGGGUCUUUUACGAAACUAAAUGUUGAU
Messenger RNA from Brenthis ino (lesser marbled fritillary), 804 nucleotides. The record is from the annotation of a GenBank genome assembly. NCBI's taxonomy places the organism in Eukaryota, Metazoa, Arthropoda, Insecta, Lepidoptera, Nymphalidae.